AGUCAAUUAGCAGACUUCCUGUCCUCCUGCUCACCUCACUCCACCAGAUUAGAGCCAUUACACCACACCUAUCCGCUGUGCGCUGAGCCCUCCUCAAGGACGACGCACGUUUGCGCGCUCGCGGCCGUCUACCGGCACAAUAUCCGAUUUUAGGGGGCAGCCUCUGGUCUGUGAGGUGGCUCUCUGUCCGCGGGUGUUUGAUGGGCGGAUAUGAGCGCCACCAGCAGCACCCCGCUGAGCCCCAGCCCCAACCUACUGCAGGUGAACGAGCCAAAGCGCUAUGGCUCCACGCUGUCGCUGGAGGAGAAGUGUGAAAAGUCUUUCUUCCUCUUCUACUACUACAGGAUGGAGGACGAGGCCGUGCUGGACCGAGGGGCGUCCUUGGUCAAGAAGAUCUGCGACGAGGAGGAGGUGGAGGGUCACCACACAGUUUACAUCGGCGUCCGAGUGCCCAAGAGCUACCGACCUCGGAGGCGCCACCGGCGGAGAGGCGGCCACAAGGACAGAAAGGAGAAGUUGACGGAGAACGUGUCUGACAGGUCGGACGCGGAAAACAACGAUGAGGCCAGCAACAGCAUCCUGAAACCGCUCAUCUCACCGGCUGCCGAGAGGAUCCGCUUCAUCCUAGGAGAGGACGAUGAUGGCCCAUCACCCCCACAACUCUUCACUGAGCUGGAUGAGCUGCUGUCGGUGGAUGGCCAAGAGAUGGAGUGGAAAGAGACGGCCAGGUGGAUCAAGUUUGAGGAGAAGGUUGAAAAAGGGGGUGAACGCUGGAGUAAACCCCAUGUGGCAACGCUGUCCCUACACAGCCUGUUCGAACUGCGGACAUGCAUAGAGAAAGGCACCAUCAUGCUCGACCUUGAGGCCUCCACCCUGCCUCAAGUUGUGGAGAUGGUCACCGACAACCAGAUAGACAUCGGCCAGCUGAAGGCAGAGCUGAAGGACAAGGUGAUGUACACGUUGCUACGGAAACAUCGCCACCAGACCAAGAAGUCCAACCUGCGCUCUCUGGCCGACAUCGGAAAAACGGUCUCCAGUGCAAGUAGGCUGUUUUCCAACCCGGAAAACGCCCGCAGUCCUCUUGAGAACUCUGUGACUUGCCUGUCGGGUCACAUCUCAAUGGAGGACCUGCAGAACCAAAGGAGCACCAGCAUGGACUGGCUUAACAGUCCCACCACGACCCACCGGAACCUGGCGUCCAGCAGCCUGAACGACAUCUCCGAUAAACCGGAAAAGGACCAGCUGAGGAACAAGUUCAUGAAGAAGUUGCCGAGAGACGCGGAGGCCUCCAACGUGCUGGUGGGGGAGGUGGACUUCCUGGACGCCCCCUUCGUGGCGUUCGUUCGCCUGCAGCAGGCUGUGAUGCUCGGAGCGCUGACGGAGGUUCCCGUCCCCACAAGGUUUCUGUUCAUCUUACUGGGACCCAAAGGUCAAGCCAAGUCGUACCAUGAGAUUGGCCGAGCGAUCGCCACCCUGAUGUCAGACGAGGUCUUCCACGACAUCGCCUACAAGGCCAAGGACAGACAGGACCUGCUGGCUGGUAUUGAUGAGUUCCUGGACGAGGUGAUCGUACUUCCUCCUGGGGAGUGGGACCCCACCAUCAGGAUAGAACCUCCAAAAUCCCUCCCCUCCUCCGACAAAAGGAAAAACAUGUAUGCUGGAGGUGAUCCUCAGAUGAACGGAGGCAUGUCUCAUGAUGGAGGCCACGGAGGAGGCGGUCACGCCACGGGGGAGGAGCUGGAGAAGACUGGACGGUUCUGUGGAGGUCUGUUCCUUGACAUGAAGAGAAAAGCGCCUUUCUUCGUCAGUGACUUCACUGACGCGUUUCACAUCCAGGCCCUGUCUGCCAUUCUGUUUAUCUACCUGGGGACGGUGACGAACGCCAUCACGUUUGGCGGCCUGCUGGGGGACGCCACAGACAACAUGCAGGGUGUGUUGGAGAGUUUUCUGGGCACCGCCAUCACCGGUGGGGUCUUCUGUCUGCUGGCUGGCCAGCCUCUCAUCAUCCUCAGCAGCACCGGCCCGGUGCUGGUGUUUGAACGGCUGCUUUUCAACUUCAGCAGAGAUUACCACUUUGACUACCUGGAGUUCCGCUUGUGGAUUGGCUUGUGGUCGGCGUUCUUCUGCCUGGUGCUCGUGGCCACCGACGCCAGCUUUCUGGUCAAGUACUUCACCCGCUUCACCGAGGAGGGCUUCUCCUGUCUCAUCAGCUUCAUCUUUAUCUAUGAUGCCUUCAAGAAGAUGAUUAAGUUGUCCCACCAUUACCCCAUCAACGCCAACUUCCACGAGGAGUUCGUCACGCAGUACGACUGCAUGUGCAUGGCUCCUGCCAUCUUAGAGAAUGAAACGGAGGUCGCCGGUGAUCCUUUAGAGAGUGCUUCAGUCUGGUACUGGAACAACACCGGCCUUCCGUUGAACGCCACGUGGUCGUCCCUCACCAAGACAGAGUGCUUGAAGUACAAAGGAGAGCUGGUGGGGAGGGCCUGCUACUUCGUCCCAGACAUUGCCCUCAUGUCCUUCAUCCUCUUCUUCGGGACCUACGCCUGUUCCAUGUCUCUGAAGAAGUUCAAAACCAGCCCCUUUUUCCCCACCACCGUGAGGAAGCUGAUCAGCGACUUCGCCAUCAUCCUGGCCAUCCUCAUCUUCUGCGGAGUCGACGCUCUCGUCGGGGUUGACACUCCUAAACUCAUCGUGCCAACUGAAUUCAAGCCAACAAGCCCCAAACGAGGCUGGUUUGUGCCCCCGUUUGGAGGGAACCCCUGGUGGGUGUACCUGGCGUCUGCCCUUCCUGCCCUCCUGGUCACCAUCCUGAUCUUCAUGGACCAGCAGAUCACCGCUGUGAUUGUCAACAGGAAGGAGCACAAGCUAAAGAAAGGGGCAGGUUACCAUCUGGACCUGUUCUGGGUGGCCGCCCUGUUGGUGGUUUGCUCCUUCAUGGGCCUGCCGUGGUACGUGGCCGCCACCGUCAUCUCCAUCGCCCACAUCGACAGUCUGAAGAUGGAAACGGAGACGUCGGCCCCGGGGGAGCAGCCCAAGUUCCUGGGUGUGAGAGAGCAGCGGGUCACCGGGGUGAUGGUGUUCAUCCUGACGGGACUGUCAGUCUUCAUGUCUCCCAUUUUGAAGUUCAUCCCCAUGCCCGUGCUGUACGGAGUCUUCCUCUACAUGGGAGUGGCCUCUCUCAACGGCGUGCAGUUCAUGGAUCGCCUCCAGCUGCUUCUGAUGCCCGCCAAGCAUCAGCCGGACCUGAUCUACCUGCGACACGUCCCCCUCAGGAAGGUGCACCUCUUCACCUUCAUCCAGGUGCUGUGCUUGGCCCUGCUGUGGGUCCUCAAGUCCACGGUGGCGGCCAUCGUAUUCCCUGUCAUGAUCCUCGCUCUGGUCGCUGUGAGGAAAGCGAUGGAUUGCAUGUUCUCCCAGCACGACCUCAGCUUCCUGGAUGACGUCAUCCCAGAGAAGGAUAAGAAGAAGAAGGAAGACGAGAAGAAGAAGAAGAAAAAGCGGGGCAGCAUCGACAGUGACGCCGAUGACUCCGACUAUCCGUACAAUGAGAAGGUUCCCAGCAUUAAAAUCCCCAUGGACAUGAUGGAGCAGGAGCCCUUCUUAGGUGAUCAGGCCUCCGACAGAGACAAGUCCACUUCACUCCUUGAGCGACACACGUCAUGCUGAGCACCUCCGCUACUAUCAGGCUAGCUACCUGUCCAGCCCUGAGAUGAGCCCGCUGAAGUCUGUGCCUCAGAUUAGGAUAGACAUGGACCCGGACGAUGACGACACCUUCUACUGGAGGAGCCAAGGAUCUGAGACGUCUCUGUAGAAGACCGAACCACCACCCACCCACCACCCACCACCCCCCACACCGUCUUCAGCGGACUUACUCUUCAGUCUCACACCCUUCAAGUGUCUGGUUAGAAUAAGUGGGGAUUAGUUUUUAAACUAACCGUCUCACGUUAGUUUUUACAGUCUCUGAUCGGCUCCUCUAUGCAACUCGUCCCCGUCAGCUGACCCGACGCAAAUGCUGCAGCGCUCUGACCACGCAUGGAGUGCCCUCCCCGCCCUUUUUAUACACUUCCACGUAUAAAUAUCAUCUGUCUGAUCUUUAUUUUGAUUUUUUAAAUUUUUUUCUUUCUUUUUUUUUAUAUAAACUGAAUUACUCCAAUAACAUUUUCCUGUAGCAGGAAAGUGAUGUUUCAUAGCUCUACCUCUUGUUUUAGGUUCUGUGCUCAUGAUGAACAAACGUUGAUUCUUGACGGGGUUUUGAUCGUCUCUGUGUCUCGUAGACGAAACGAUUCAACAGAUUUGCUGUAUUAUAGUUUGUGAAGGAAAGAAAUAGAAGUUUUAAGUUAAUUAACAGUAAAUUAACAGUGCACCUUUGUGUGCACAUGUGAUAAGUAUUUUUUUUAUCACUUACUGAUGCAGUUUUGAUUGUUUCUGAUUCUUUCUAACUGAAUCUUUCACACUUCCGAUUCAAUUUUUUUUUCUCAUGUGUUUAAUUUAAAUCAUUUUUUUUUUUAUGAUUACGUUGUGUAUAUGUUGGUAACAUUUCCUGUGUUUUCUAAUUUUUCUUUUUUGUGGGUAGAAUACUUCCAGAGUUCACACCAUUAUCCGACUUUCCUCGGCCAAACUUUAACUAACUAGGAAUGCAUAUCAUGUUAAUAGCACAAACUACUUAACCUAAGUGGCUUAAAAGAGAUCAAUUCAGACUGAAAUUGUUACAGUAAUGAUCUGAAAACCGAUUCAAAAGCCAGCGUGAAGUCCACGCCAGCUCUGGCUUCACUUCACAGCAGGUUUACUUCUGCUUUCCUCAGAUCUUGUUGGAAUUAUCUGAGAAAUCAAAUUUUUUGGGGGGUUUUGCAUGAAAGGAUCUGUUUGGCGCUAAUGCAACACUCAGUAUGACAAAGAGAUUUAAUAAUUUUAGUGUAUUUGUUCAACUGUAGCAUUGGUACAGAAUGUACCGAGCCAGUAACACGGUGGCUUUUAUGGGCAACUCAUCCACCAGUUCCAGGGCCGAUUUCAACAUAACCACGGCUGCAGGAUUGACGAUAGCCCCUUGGCUCAAUAAGUUUUAGCUGCAAAACUAACUAGUCAUUUGUUGUCCAAUGGCGUCCAGAAGCAGCUUUUUCUGCGUCUGUUGGUACCGUCCCCUGGACAUCAGAGUCCAGUCCAGAGGAAAGAGACUGCAGCCUGUAAAUCUGAGCCCCCAUCUUUUAAAGAUACAUCAGGAAUUACAGCUUUGAUACGGUAUAAGUGUCACGGUGAACUUAAACACAUCCUUUAAAGUCACCCUAUGUAGGAAUACCACUUUUGACCACAUGGGGGCAUAGGGGUCUGCUGUGUUGACAAAGGAGCUACUGAUGAUGCAAUACUAACGAGUGGGGACGGUCCGGCAGGUCUCGUAAUGCCAGAUUUACAUUUCUGGUGAUAUGCCGCCGUCAUGUUGUCAGGGGUGGUUUUGUUACAUAUGAUGCCUUUAAAAGCACUUCAUAAUUAAAAGAUGUAAAGUUUUACAGUCAAGGAACAAAGCUUAUCAAAUGUGACUAUUUAUGGCCAGUAUUUUGGGAAAAUCCUCAUUUAAAUGCAACUAAUUUUCAUUAAAGGGGACAUAUUAAUGUUACGAAAAAGGUGAUUUCUAGGGGUGACAGAUGCCGGUACCAACUCAGAAUCUGUGACAUAACACUGUCAUUUUGGGCAUCUAAAAUAACAUCUGCAGGGAACUGUGACAUCACAGCCCCAGAUCAAAGCAGAACCGUCCGGCUUCCCGUCUUUAUCUCCACCCAACAAAUAUUUAACACCAGUUACAAGACAGACACGUCCCUCAGAGGAGGGUGUGGAGUCGAUUAGCUGACCCCGCCCCCUAAAAUGGGCUGUUACAAACAGAGCUUUAAGAGAAGCUUGAAAAGUGAGGGCCUGGACUCUAAAUUUGGUGUUUCCGGCGUACGAAAACGCAUCAUGGACGUUUUGUUGAGGCUUCAGAAAGAUGGAUCGGCUAUCUUGAAAAGGUCAUAUGUCCCCUUUAACGUGGUUGCUCUUCGGCUCACGCCGACGUCGAACCCACCGCCUCAGCAGCUGAGAAACAUUUCAACAAGGACUUGAACUUUUGAUUUCAAAUCAGAUUUCUAUGCAGCAACAUCUUGUGAGUGCAGCUCCUGAUCACAGAGACGUGACUGGACGCUGGCGUCUCUGCGGGUCCUUGGAUCCAGCGGAGGAUGUUUUGAUCCGUAGCUGGAAGUCCUCCGUCUUCAUCACAGGCACUGUGGAUGUUGAAAUGUGAUGAAUGAGCCGUUGUCUUCCUCCGUAAACCACACGAGUCCCUCCGGCUCGAACCGCUCGUCUGCUCGAAGAGUUACUCUUCGUUCUUUUCUUUCAGCCCUCUGCAUUGCGAACAAGUGUCACUUAAUGCCCGGAAAAUGUUAUGUUGGGAGUUUUUAGUUCAAAGCGUGCAAGCAUGUCUGACAAAUGAAAAUUUUAAUUUUAGCAAAAGGAAAACUGAUACUUGUUUUUUUUUUUUUUUCUUUUUGAUUAACUUAUGUGACUCUUUAGAGGUGAAAUGGUUUAUUUUAGAAUUUCUAU
Cololabis saira (Pacific saury) is the source of this 6564-nucleotide messenger RNA. It is a transcript of the gene slc4a4a, whose product is annotated as solute carrier family 4 member 4a. The transcript is spliced from 26 exons. Gene Ontology annotation, biological process: transmembrane transport; bicarbonate transport; regulation of intracellular pH. NCBI's taxonomy places the organism in Eukaryota, Metazoa, Chordata, Actinopteri, Beloniformes, Belonidae. The record is from RefSeq and is a predicted model, not a curated record. The coding region runs from base 211 to 3666 and encodes 1151 amino acids. Gene Ontology annotation, molecular function: monoatomic anion transmembrane transporter activity; sodium:bicarbonate symporter activity; solute:inorganic anion antiporter activity. Gene Ontology annotation, cellular component: basolateral plasma membrane; plasma membrane.